This is a messenger RNA of Fusarium verticillioides 7600, 1500 nucleotides long. RefSeq lists its product as hypothetical. Lineage: Eukaryota; Fungi; Ascomycota; Sordariomycetes; Hypocreales; Nectriaceae. The transcript is spliced from 2 exons. The record is from RefSeq and is a predicted model, not a curated record. Gene Ontology annotation, molecular function: acyltransferase activity, transferring groups other than amino-acyl groups. The coding region runs from base 1 to 1500 and encodes 499 amino acids.
AUGUCAGGUACUCUGAGAGUCGUGCCGGGCCUCUCUCCAAGCUCCGUUGCAGUCAUCCGGGCACAUCGAAACAGUCAGGGCCAGGUAGUGAGGCUUUCCGCCAUUGAUCAGAUUGCGCCUAGAGACUACAUAUCGACAUGUUUCUUCUUCCGACACAGUCCCGAUGCAGACAAGGAGCAGAUCUUCCUUGCUCUACAUAGGGCUCUCUUAGUGACCGUGAACGAUAUUCCCGAGCUUACAUGCUGUGUGCAGAAGCGCGUCGAUAGCAGCCGUGAAGAGGUUGAGCUUGUCUUUGACUCUGCCAGGGGAGUUGAGAUUUACUACAAAGACUACAAUUCUGCCCAGCUGUGUGGUCUAUGGACUUACGGAAAUUUUGACCAGCUUGAAGAAGAGCAUUUCCCACAUAGCAAGAUACCCAGGAGCCUUGUUUUUGGGCCCUCAUCUGAGUUGAAAGACAAUGUAAAGCUUCCUUCUCUUAUCGUGCAAGCCAACUUCAUCCCUGGGGGUCUCAUCAUUGGCAGUCAGUUGCAUCAUGUUGCUGGAGAUGGCCAAUCAAACUUCCUGCUUUGGUCCACAAUAGGGUCGCAUUUUGCCGCCGCAACUUGUCAGCCACGAAGCCAACCAAGAUCACCGGUUCAGUUAUUGGACAGACACGACGUCGUCAAGGGCGACCUUAACACAACUCUAGAGGAAUUUCCCAACUGGAAAAUGGCAGAAGACAAGGACAAAUUUCUCAAUCCUACGGACUACAGUUCAGAUGAGGUGUUUGAGAGUGCCAUUUAUUUUAUCCCGGCCGAUAAGAUUGCACUACUCAAAACCCGUAUCCUGAGCACUAUGCCUUCUACUACCAAGGCUGGAACCGUCACUGCAUUAUGCGCGUUCCUAUGGCGUCACGUAGUUCUGGCCAGAGAUAUUGACUGCCGAAAGUAUCCCGACGCAAAGCUAGCUAUUACAGUGGAUGCGAGAACCCGUAUGGAAAGCCCAGUGAUACCGUCCACAUACUGGGGCAACUUUGCAGAGCCAAAUGCAGUGGCUCAGCUAUCUGUAGCUAGUCUGCAAGAAGGCUCGGUUCUGUCAUCAUUACCGUCACGGAACUGCAAGAGCACAAUCUACGGUCAAGCCGCACUCAAUGUACAGAGAGCGAUAGCUGCAGUGGAUGACAAGGCAGUAAGACGACUUGUCGGGCUUUUAAAUCAGAUGCCGAAGAGCACCACUUUGACCUGGAACGCCAACCGCUAUCCGGGUCCUGAUAUGCUCAUAGUGUGCAUUCAGCACCAUGGGUACAACGAUAUCAGCUUUGGGAAGCAUCUCGAUUAUCCUCUCGCCACAAGGGUUACUGUUGGAGAUACGGAAGAUAAGCCUGAUGGCCGUUGUCUAAUUCUACCACCACGGCGUGCCGAUUCUAGAGGUCUUGAAAUCUCGCUGCAGUAUGAUAAAAGAACCUUGCAAAAUCUCAAGGAUAAUGUUGAAUUUUCAGAGUAUUUCACGAGAAGGAAUUAG